Molecule: messenger RNA, 3188 nt
Organism: Tripterygium wilfordii
Lineage: Eukaryota; Viridiplantae; Streptophyta; Magnoliopsida; Celastrales; Celastraceae
Product: GTPase-activating protein gyp3
Source: RefSeq, a predicted model, not a curated record
UUCUAAUCAGAUUCAACGUACUAACUCUUCUCUCCUUUGCAUCUCUCUCGCCCGCUCCGUUAAAAGGCCAUUUCUGGAACUCCGUGUUAAGAAAUCGGGUCCCAUGUGACGCUAAUCUCGCCUACUGCAUCUGCAUGUGCCACACUCGCACACUACUAAAACCCCACACACUUCGCUGCUUAAUUCAGUUGCAGAAAAUCAAGGAAGAAAACACAGAGAGAGAAGCAGCCGCGCGCGAGAUCUCUUUCCUAGUCUUUUCUUAUCUGUCGCCAACUGAAAGCCCACGGAUUUAGCGUCACAGACCAAUCAAAAUCGCUACACGGCAAUGAAAGAUCCAGCUGUGCUCAACCCCAUAUACCCUCUCUCCACAUUAGAGAACAAGAGGGACGCAUAUGGUUUUGCAGUGAGACCUCAACACGUGCAAAGGUACAGAGAAUAUGCUAACAUCUACAAGGAGGAAGAGGAAGAAAGAUCAGAUAGGUGGAAGACUUUCUUGGAGUGUCAAGCAGAGUCUGCACAAUUGCCUGUAAAUGGGUUAUCUUCAAAGAUAGAAAACAAGCCAUUCCAUACUGAAUCUGUGGGGGAAGAGGCAGUUGAUAACUUGGUAAAGGAUGCUGAGAGAGACAGUUUAAGUAGUAAGGAGAGUGAUACUGAUUUAUACCCUAAAAAUGGUUCAGAGGAGGUGUCACAGGCCAAUGCAGUGAAAAAAACUCACAAGGUACAGUUAUGGACUGAGAUUAGACCAUCACUUCGGGCCAUUGAAGAUAUGAUGAGCAUUCGUGUGAAGAAGAAGGGAAUUUUAUCAAAAGGCGAGCAUGGUACUGGUGGAGUAAAACCGCUCUCUACUUUUGAAGAUGCUAGAUCUGCAAGAGGAGCAUCUGAGGAGGACUCUGAGGAUGAGUUUUAUGAUGUGGAGAGGUCAGAUCCAAUUCAAGAUGCUGCUUCAAAUGACAAUUUAAGUACUUCUGCUUCAGCUGUCACUGCGGCUGAUGCAGUCCCCUUGGAAUCUUUGUUUCCUUGGAAAGAAGAGUUGGAUGUUCUUGUUCGUGGAGGAGUGCCCAUGGCUCUUAGGGGGGAGCUUUGGCAGGCCUUCGUUGGUGUGAAGGCUCGCCGAGUUGAGAAGUAUUACCAUGAUCUUCUCACUCUGGGAGCUGAUUCCCUUACUAAAACCGAGCAACCUACGUCGCAGUUGGAAGUUGAUAAUAAGAGUUCAGCUACAGACUCUGCAUGUGUGCCCGAGAAAUGGAAAGGGCAGAUUGAGAAGGACUUGCCUCGGACCUUCCCAGGUCAUCCCGCUUUGGAUGAUGAUGGUAGGAAUGCCCUGAGGCGGUUACUUACUGCCUAUGCUAGACAUAAUCCCUCAGUUGGGUACUGUCAGGCUAUGAAUUUCUUUGCUGGCUUGUUACUACUGCUGAUGCCUGAAGAAAACGCCUUUUGGGCAUUGAUGGGCAUUAUUGAUGACUACUUUGAUGGCUACUACUCAGAAAAGAUGAUAGAACAUCAGGUUGACCAGCUUGUUUUUGAGGAUUUGGUGCGCGAGAGAUUUCCUAAAUUGGUCAAUCAUCUGGAUUACCUGGGAGUACAAGUGGGAUGGGUUACUGGACCGUGGUUCCUUUCCAUAUUUACGAACAAACUUCCAUGGGAAAGUGUUCUUCGAGUCUGGGAUGUACUUCUAUUUGAAGGAAACCGUGUCAUUCUAUUUAGAACAGCUCUUGCGUUGAUGGAGUUAUAUGGUCCUGCAUUGGUAACGACGAAGGAUGCUGGAGAUGCAGUUACUUUGUUACAGUCUUUGGCCGGCUCAACCUUUGACAGCAGUCAGCUUGUGUUGACUGCUUGUAUGGGUUACCAAAAUGUUACUGAGACCAGAUUAACAGAGUUGAGAGAGAAACAUCGGCCAUCAAUUAUAGCUGCUAUGGAGGAGAGAUCAAAGGUGCUUCAAGCUGGUAGGAAUUCUCAAGGUUUGGUAUCCAUGUAUAAUCUUAAGCAUGAUCCUAAUUCAGUGCUUGUUGAAACAAAUAAAGGUGAUGGAUUGAUUGAUGCAGACACAAAUGGUGAUUUAUCUCGGUCAGAGUCAGGAUCCACUAACACAGAGGUUCUUCUUAUGAGCCUGACAGGCAAUGGGGAAAUGGACUCUGUCCCAGAUAUUCAAGAUCAGGUGUUGUGGUUAAAGGAUGAGUUGUGCAAGUUGCUGGAGGAGAAGAGAUCUGCUGAACUCAGAGCUGAGGAGCUGGAGAUGGCUUUGAUGGAGAUGGUGACACAGGAUAAUCGACGGGAACUGAGUGCUCGGGUUGAGCAGUUAGAGCAAGAAAUUACUGAACUUCGAAGGGCCCUUGCUGAUAAGCAGGAGCAAGAGAAUGCUAUGCUUCAGGUCUUAAUGCGGGUAGAGCAUGAGCAGAAGGUUACAGAAGAUGCUCGCAGAUUUGCUGAGGACGACGCAGCAGCUCAAAGACGUGCUGUUCAAGUGCUUGAGAAUAAAUAUGAAGAGGCCCUUGCUUCACUUGCUGAAAUGGAGAAAAGAGCAGUUAUGGCAGAAUCGAUGUUGGAAGCUACAUUGCAAUAUCAAUCUGGCCAACUUAAAGCACAACCAUCUCCGCGAUCUUCGCAUUCUUCCCAACUAGACAGCAAUCAAGAUGUCAUGCAAGACCCUCCUGCAAGAAAAAUUAGCUUGCUAGCUCGACCAUUUGGACUUGGCUGGCGUGAUAGAAACAAGGGUAAUCCCACCAAGGUAGACGAGCCAAACAACAACAGCUCCUCUAAUGAGCAACAGAGUCCUAGAGUUGAGCAAAAAGAUGGUAAUGGCCUUCCAGUAGAAGAUAAAGAGUAGAGAAUAUCCACCUUCAACCUUUAACUGUUGUUGGAUUGGAAGCUUUUUUUUUCUCUCUGUACCUAUGUGAGUUCUUAGAUUAGUUAUUUGUAUGUACAUUUUGGACAGAGUGAAGGUAGAGCUAAUAUCCAUUUAUUUUUUGUUCAUUAUGUUGUAAUAAUGAAUGAUGGAAUAGAAGAGAAGAAGAAUGUAAGAAGAAACAUGAGAUCAACAGUAAAACAAUUGUAUAAUCUGUGCAUCUCCUGCAUACCUCAGCCACUCAGCCUCGGAGAAUCCUGGUUUAAUAAUUAUUUUCCACUUGAAUUUUUUUUUUCUUUUUUGUAACUUUAUAUAUUAUAAAAAGCAUCCUAUAAUUUGUUGGGUA